AUGGGUAUUCAAUUUAAUUACUCGGAGCAAGAGACUGAGAAUGCAGACAGAAUACUUUAUGAAUACUUUCGAAACAACAGAUAUCCUAAGAAAGCAGAAAAACUCCGACUGGCAGAACAGGUAGGUGUUGAUCUUCAAUAUGUAGUAAAUUUCUUCUAUAAUGCAAGAAGUCAGGUUAAAAAACUGGAAAAAGAACAGCAGGAGCAAGUGGGUAGAAAGACAAGUAGCUUUGGACGACUUAUUAAUAGUAAGUGUCGUCACUGCAUAAUUCUUGGACAGGAAAAUUUCCAGAAUAUGAAAUUUGUUCCAAUAAGUGAAAGAUUGAGAGGUGAUUGCAACCAUCUCUACUUGGGCUCUCCCAUUCUGCAGCCAGCCUUAUUAGAAAUUUGUGAUAUUGAUUCAUAUUGUUUGGGCAAAACUAAAAACGACACCACAAAUCAGAAGGAUAAAGAGCCCUGCAAAAGAGGUCUUGACUAUUGA
Molecule: messenger RNA, 480 nt
Organism: Vittaforma corneae ATCC 50505
Lineage: Eukaryota; Fungi; Microsporidia; Nosematidae
Exons: 1
Coding region: 1-480 (159 amino acids)
Molecular function (GO): DNA binding
Source: RefSeq, a predicted model, not a curated record